UUCCAGAGGCCGGCAAACGGGACGGGAGGAGCCCUUUGGCUUUUCGCUUUUCUGGGACGAGUUUACUCGACUAGCACAACGCCUUGCAUGCAUCCACCACCUCACUCGGUCGCUGUGGGCCUCUUCGUGGUACUUGAUCCGCCCUUCGGCGUUAAUGUCGUCAUCAAGUACUCAACCGUGAUCCGAAGCUGUUCUAGGGCAGCUUGUAGGGCUCUACAGUGGCUCAGAGCUCAUGGGCAGUACUUUGUUUCUACCCCUGAUGGGACCUUGACCGGUUGACUCUUCCACAUGCACCAUCAGGCACGCCACCGCAGCCACGGCCCCAGUGGACGCUAGCGAAGCUGAAGAUAUUUGUGUACAGAAAAGGAACAUUUGGCCCAGCAAAUGAUUUUGAGUUUGUUGCUGUUGGAGAUAGAGUUGCAGUGCUUCUUGUCUUUGAGAGGCCACUGAGACACAGCCCUCCUGACGGUUUCCCAUCACUGAGACCACUGUAGAGCCUUGAGUAAUGGCUAAGUACUCUCACCCCGGACGAAUUUCUGUAGCGUACCGUGCGGAUAUCUAGGUUGGCACAUCGGCCAAAGACAGCAUCUCCCUGCUGGAGUAAUGGUGCUGUCUGGCUGUCAAUCGGUGUUUUGCGCUGUCGGACCCUAAGUUUGGUACUGUGCUGCGCUGUGUUGUUCGCUGUGCUGUGCUGUACUAACCACCCCGGUCAACUUCCCUGUUUGGCCGCACCCACUCCCGCCCGUCAGGUAAGGUCAAGGUCAGACGUGCUUGCUUGCUUGCUUGCUGGUCUGCUGGCUGGUGAGGUAGCAGAGAGACAGGCACGGGUACCUCCCCCCAGUUCCUUCCGCACGCAGUACCUUGGUACACCCUCGUCUCCCGUCCUGGACUUGGGCUCGCCGCUGCCGCUCUCAUUCCCUCAUCAUCUCCGCCCUCCAACAACUUUCUCCCUCAACUUGUUUUUUGCUUCUCAACGAGAGUUGCAAAUUACAAAGGGCGUUGGAGACUCUUUGUGUGCUUUGAGGUGUUAGGAUCUUUGCACUGCCUGUCAGUGACAAAACCAUCUGGCGCUCCCCUUUGUCCUCCUGAAUCGGAGAACGGCCCCCAUGUGCCUAGCCUCUCACGCCCAUCUCAUCAAAACAGCGGCCUCUCUCCCAGCUCACCUUGUUGGAUGACAAUGUGACAACGCUCCUCGCGAUUUCUUUUUUUUAACUAUUGCACAUUAACGAAUCCUUACUUCCUCGGUUACGAUUCUCGGACUUCUUCUCUUCAUCUUCAACCUGCGAAACCGAACGAUCCAACGUCACGCUUCCGCCUAGCUUCUGCAUUGAUCGACACAAACAUUCAACUCCGCGACAUUUCCCACCCCACGGCCUACAGAGGCUCGUGAUGUCCUCCAGUAUGAACUCGCUCAAGGUUCCCGAAAGCGGGCUGCAGCUGGAGGGCUCGACUGGCAAGGAUGCCAGUCUCCCUCCCCAGGCCUUUGCAGUCACCCUGAGUGACAAUGUUAUUGAGGACAUGAUCAAAUGCGUCCAGAACGGAGAUGGCAUUCAACUUUCCCUUGGAGCCAACCCUACCUUGCUCUUUGGGACCAAAUCCCACGCCAUUGAGCCACCCUCCGAUUCGAACCCAUAUGAUCUUUACCUCACACGGCCUUUCGAAUCGACACGAACUGCUGAAAAGAUAUUAUACACUGGCUCUCUGUUUGAAAAGCCAUCAGGCGCUGCUUCGAAGAAAUUGAAGACUGGCAAGGCUGACAACACCACUGACGGCAAGACCGCAAAGUCUAGCAAGAGCGCCCAAUCAGGACGAGAUUCUGACAUCGAGGCUCUUCAAAAUGGACUUGCGGCUCACGCUGCUUCUCGGGAGAAGACUCGCGUGGUCGACCGAUUACCAGCGAAGAAGGCAGCUAUCAAGAGCAAAAGCAAAUUACUCGACUCAACUCCACGAUCGAUCCCCCAAUCACCAGGCCAAGUUUCGCUCGGCUCACUUACACCCAACCCUACGACAUCACAGCCCCUUGACCGAGCCAAGGGAGACCGAGCCAUGCUGGUGCAUGAGCUCGCUGUGCAGGAUCGCUCAUUUGAUUACUUGGCCAAGAGGUGGGAAGGCAAGGUGGAAGACAUGGAGCCGACGCUUCGAAAAGUUGCUGAUGAUCUUGACCAUAACAACAAAUGGUCAUUGAAGAAGAAGUCCUGGAGAGACCUCGAUGUUUGGAAUUAUGAUUAUGAUACCCAAGAAGUACGACAGAAGGCGAUUGACAACGCUGUUCGACAAUAUGACAAGCAGAGAGUCACCAUCUCAGAGCCAGAGUGGGACAGACUACUACCCAAGGAGGAGCGAGGAACCGGCAAGAGUCUUAGUCGAGUGCAGGCUAAGAUUACGAAGACUGUCAGCACGCCGUCAAUUAAUGUUGAAAUGGCGGAUGGAGGCACAACGCCUCGAGAUAGUGGGGAUUCUCAGGACGCCAACCGGCCAAGGGCUGCAGGAGAGGCUAUGUCAAGGUCCACCUCAAACCCUCUUUCUACCAAGCCCAAGAAACCCACAGCACAGGAGGCCCAGGUCAAGCGUCUUCUGGGCAAAUCCAAGGCCAAGACGACUGCAUCAGCUGCAUCCUCCAAGCCGACAUCCAAGGUCUCUUCCGCUAAAGCAUCUCCCACCAAAGCACGGCCCACCGCUGCGCCCAAGGCAAAUGGGGGAAGAGUUCUAUCGCAGGCCAUCAUUUCUAACUCGGACACCUCAGAAGAUGAUGCUGCUCCUAUUGUCAAACCUAAGCCAAAGGCUGUGCCUAAACCGGCACCCAAGAUGAGAGACACGGUCGUCGCCAAACCUCGACCUGUGGUAAGGGAGCCAAUGAAGCAGCAGAUUACGGCCAAGCGACCUCGUGAGGAUGACGACUCGAGCUCGAGCUCUGGAACACCACUGUCGAAACGCAUCAAGCCCAAGCAACCUCUUCCUGCCCCCCGACUUAAGCAUCGGCCAUCGGACGCAAGCCAGAACUCUCGCGGAACGAUAACUUCAACCUCGAUAAAGAGCAAGAAUACGUCCCCAACGAAGUCUUCUCCUCUGGCAUCAUCGCCACCCACCAAUGCCUCGGAUCUGGAGAAUGAGGCACCCGCUGCCUCGAUUGUUGCGAAGAAGCGUAAGGUCGAAGGUUUCAGCAAGGGUGUCAUCAAGCGACCUGCAGCAUCAAGGUUUUCCGAUGAUCUUGUGCAGAAGGCACAGGCGUUCAAGCUAUUUUAUCAAAAGUAUGAGACGCUGCACCAUGAGAUUUCAGCGCUGGACAACCCUUCAAGCAGGAAGCUGGGCCAUCUGAUGGAGAUGAGAGACAGACUGAAAACGAUGAAGAUGGAGAUUUACAGUGAAUGUCCCCCAGAGAGGAACUAAAACGCGGCAAUAAUCCGACGGAAUAAGGACAAGAUAGGGUGUGGGGAUUUGAUUUCAACGGCGUACAGCAUCACGACCGGAUAACUUUACAGUUAGUUGCAUUUUGCAUUGGGAAAACAGGAUCUGCAUGAACGAGCCACCUGUCGGACAGGAAUGGAGCUCUCUUUGAUAUUUGCAUCGUUUUUCUUUUUCUUUUUUCUUUCUUUUUCUUUGAUACCACAUGAGAAUACAAGACAGGCCAAACGCGGCCAGACACAAAGCCAAGCCAAGGCAGGCAGUUAGAUUAGGCAAAGCAAAAGCCAAGCAAUACAAUACAAUACAGGACAUGUUGAAAUUGAAAGCAUGUGAGUCAUGUACGCUGCAUUGAGUGACAAAAGAGACCUGGUGUUUGAUUGAGAGCCUGGCUCAGUCGCGAGUAAGACCAGUUAAUAGCGACAACGAUGGUUGGGUAAAUGGAAGGAUGAAGUGGUACUAUGACGUGAGGCGCAUGUGAUGGGGAUGCGUGAUUUGCCUUUGAGUUUACCAGAUUGGGUCUCCAGGUUUGAUAUGGAUGCUGCUGAAAGGGUUGGUUGCAUUGGUUGUUCUUUUGAGGUUUGAGUUUGGUGGGGGCCGUACAUUGUGUGUGAGCUGGUCCAGGACCCUCCGAAUAAAGAGGGAUUAGCAAAUAGCGGCUGAUCAUGGAUGUCCAGUUCAGAAUGGGGCUGUAGAAAACAUAGGCAUGUCAAGGC
Messenger RNA from Fusarium verticillioides 7600, 4115 nucleotides. RefSeq lists its product as hypothetical. Lineage: Eukaryota; Fungi; Ascomycota; Sordariomycetes; Hypocreales; Nectriaceae. The record is from RefSeq and is a predicted model, not a curated record. The transcript is spliced from 3 exons. The coding region runs from base 1390 to 3387 and encodes 665 amino acids.